Messenger RNA from Urocitellus parryii (Arctic ground squirrel), 3390 nucleotides. RefSeq names its product family with sequence similarity 107 member B (gene Fam107b). The record is from RefSeq and is a predicted model, not a curated record. NCBI's taxonomy places the organism in Eukaryota, Metazoa, Chordata, Mammalia, Rodentia, Sciuridae.
AUGUCCACGUGGAGGGCCAGGCUCACCAAGGAACUGAAAUCUCCGUCGGGAAGGAUGCACCCGUUUACCUGCUCAGCUCUGCUGGCUUGUUUUGGGAAUUCAAGGGAGAAUGCUCCCUUUGAUCAGUCCAGCGCGGCAGAUACCCAUUCCACCAUCUAUGUCCAGCCCAUGGCCAAAGCGGGCAGACGCCCAAGCCACCCAAGAGAGGAAGAGCGAGCUCCAGAGAAAAGGCGAGAUUCGGGUACCCGCACAGAGCGCAAUGGCAGUGCCACUCGGAAUUCAAGCAAACGGACCACUGUUCGGCCUGCUGCAACCCCUGAGGGUUUGUCGGGGUCCCCGGAUGACGAACCAGACUGCAAAGCAGGUACUUUGCAGGCUUCCAUCCCCAGGCCAUCAAUUAUUGACACGCCAAAGGAAGAAGAAUUCCAAGAAGAUAAGUGCCCCAAGUUGGAGCAGAAGAUGACAUCAGACGGCCUUCUUGAGGAUACCAGCCCCAAGGACUCAUAUCUCAUCCCAAGAAACAUCAUGGCCGAGCCAGACUACAUAGAAGAUGACAAUCCAGAACUCAUUAAGCCCCAGAAAUUGAUCAAUCCUGUCAAAACAUCCCGGAACCAUCAAGAUCUUCACAGAGAACUCCUUAUGAAUCAAAAAAGGGGUCUUGCCCCUCAGAAUAAACCAGAAUUGCAGAAGGUGAUGGAAAAGAGAAAACGAGACCAAGUAAUCAAGCAGAAGGAAGAAGAAGCACAAAAGAAGAAAUCUGACCUGGAAAUAGAACUUUUAAAACGGCAGCAGAAGUUGGAGCAGCUUGAACUGGAGAAGCAGAAAUUGCAAGAAGAGCAAGAAAAUGCCCCGGAGUUUGUGAAGGUGAAAGGCAAUCUCAGGAGAACAGGCCAAGAGGUGGCCCAAGCCCAGGAGUCCUAGGCGGAGGCUGUCUGGAGACCUGGUGUGUCCUGCCAUCACCGCAAGAGCUGUGUCUAGGUGCCUCCUCUGCAUUUGUCUCAGGGCCAGAGCCCCUGGAGAGAAUUCCAGCCAGCCAAGAAUUUUGACUAUGACAAGGAUUUGAUUUGAUUUUACUACAGUCUGGAUGGAUAAAUUAUCUAUGAAAAUUGUAGUUCCCAUUCGCCAAAUGAAGGACAUUGACCAGCACGUAAGUUGGAAUAAUGGACCUGUGUUCAGAGACCUAAAGCAAAAAAAAAAGGAAGAGGACCCUGGAAAAAAAUAUUGAGAGCUGCACUACUUGGUUUUUCUUCCAAUCUGAGUUCAGUGGAGCAAAUAUUAUUUUCUUUGAAGAGCUAAAGAAAAUGUGUUUAUUUCUUCUUUUGGUUAUCUACAAGAUAAUUUAGAUUACAUAGAAGUGCAUUUAAUCAGUUACAUCCAAUAUUUGUAAAUUCUACUUUGAGAAUUCAAAAUUUUCUUGUUUAAUUUAUACUUUCACCCAUGUUAGAAUUAACAGUGGAGAAUGUUAAUGUUGAGCACAGCUAUUACCAUUGUUGGCAUCAAAAUUCAGAAAUAGAUUAAGAAGGUAUAAAAACAUGUAAAGAUUCAUGUUGGUCUGUUUUAAUUUCUUUCAGUCCUAUACUUUGUGGAGGCAUCCACUUCCCAGAAGGUAUCUCAUGUAAAUUCAUUUAUAUUGCUUUGAUAACCAGCAUGUUUUCAGUUCAGUUUUAUUUUUAAAUUUCUUGCUGAGAUACUUCUUUCAGGAAAAGAAAAAAAUCCUCGUUCCUUUGGAAAACAGAAAUAGUCUGUAUAGCCCAGCUUUAGUGUCAAAAGUAAAGAGUACAAAAACCUUAAUUUCUCUUGAGCACAGUGCAGGGAAAGUUCCCAUUAGGAGCUGGAUGGUAAGGUCUUCUUUAGGUAUUUUAAUGUGAAACAAGUAUAARUUGAUCUCAAGGAGGCUUUUGGUUUGUACAUUUUGAAUAUUAGUAGAAUCCAAGCUUUGAAAACUUUUUGAUUAAUGAUUGUGUAUUUCUUUACUCUUUUUUUUUCUUAUGAAGGAAAACUUUUACCACUCUCUCAGUGUGAUGCUGUUGGUAAGGAUAAUGUUGAUGACUACUGUAUUGCAUCUCUCAGGAGAAACUGAGGUGCAGGGAGAAGAGACUCAGUUUCCUUAUGUUAACUAGCAUGCUAUUCAAAGACAUCCAAGUUGCAAAUAAUAGCAAAUUCUCAUUAAAAGUUAAUUUUAUACUGCUGACAUGGAAGAAUUCUUGUGGAUUUAGUAUGUUCUUCGUAGAGAUGAUUCAGCCUUUCUACAUCAGAGGCUUUUAUACUUCCUUUACAACUCAUAGAAAGUUGGAUUCAGAGCUUUGGAAUCCUUAACUAGCAAGUAGACAUUAGCUUUCUAUGGGAGAUGCUUUAGUUUUAGUAAUCAACAGGCCCACAUUCAAUCCCAAUGUGAACAAAAUAAGAUUAAAUAGAUGAUAAUAUACUGCUAGUUAGAGAAAUAUAUUAGCUGUUUAUACCUGAAAUGGAUUAUUUGUCUCAUCAGCAAAUAUUAUUUAAAUAAGACAUGCUGAGGUUGCUCUAAAAUAGUUUGCUGUUGAAGAUUAGAAUGGUGACAGUUUUCUUAUCAUUAUUCCCUUUGAGAGAAGAAAGUGAAGUAAGUGAUCAUCUUGAAAGAACAUUSCUUAUUGCACAUUAAUUAGAGUUCUUCCUCUGUCUUUGUGGACUUAACGGUGUGAUCUGUAAAGUGAAGAUUCUGGACUGGCUCCUAUCUUUAUCUAAUAGGAUGUUUGAUCUUGAAAUCUAUUCCUUGAAGCAGUUUUGCCACUUGACAAAAAUCUCAAGGGCUGGAAGGACCAAUUCUGUUCCUAGAACUUCCUUAGAAUUCAUUCAACACUGGGAAAAAGUUAAUUAAAAAAGCAUUUCCCUUCUAAUUGCACUAAGAUCUGCAGAAUUGAUUGUAGCUAUACUACAAGUUCUGGCCUAAAGAGGACUUGUAAAUGGUGUAGAGUGAUCGGUGUGGCUCAGUAGCAAAGUGUAUAGGAAAGGAAGCUUUGACAUCAUCUGGUUAGCUGGGCCUACAAGCUGCGUUUAAAAGGUGGUCAGUCUCUCCUGUACCUAGCACUAUAAACUGAGGACUCAUGAACAUCUGAGCAGUUCUGUGCUUGGAGCCACUAUUUGACAAAAAUGGCUCCAUUUUUCCAUUCCAUGGUUUUCUUAAAAUAGUUCAGUGUUUUAUAGUCUCUUAAUAGUAAAGUAGUGUUGCUUUCUAAGCUAUAACAGCUGACUUUAUUCUUCUACUCUGAAAAAUCUUGCCUUGUUUGAGUGUAUAUAAUAUAUAUAAAGGGAGCCUUAAUGGAUUUGUUUUCAUAAUUUAAUAUUUUUUGUAUUUGCUCUUGUAUAAUUGUUUUUAAUGGAAAGUAUUACAGAAUUGAGGGUGGAAUUCUUAGA